Rosa rugosa (rugosa rose) is the source of this 741-nucleotide messenger RNA. Its product is annotated as glycosyltransferase-like KOBITO 1. Bases 1 to 741 code for a protein of 246 amino acids. The transcript has 8 exons. Gene Ontology annotation, biological process: response to abscisic acid; cellulose biosynthetic process. Lineage: Eukaryota; Viridiplantae; Streptophyta; Magnoliopsida; Rosales; Rosaceae. The record is from RefSeq and is a predicted model, not a curated record.
AUGAAUAGCGAAACCUACGACAGAAGUGAAUUUUGUUUCACCAUUGUAGCUACAACUGCUUGUGAUAUGGAUGCUGUAAAAUGUGAAGUAACUCCAUCUGUUUUCUGGCAACCUCAACUUAACCUUGCUCUCCAAAUAGACACGAUAGUAAUUACUACAAGUACGUCGGCAGGCUUAGAUCAGAUUUUACCAUGGAUGUUUUAUCACAAGGUUAUUGGAGUUUCCACCUUUUUUCUUUUUGUGGAAGGAAAGGCUGCGUCUCCUGAAGUAUCCAAAGUUCUGGAGUCUAUACCUGGAGUAAAAUUGAUAUACAGAACAAAGGAGCUCGAGGAGCAACAAGCUAGAAGUCAGAUUUGGAAUGAGACAUGGCUGUCAAGUUUCUUUUACAAACCAUGCAAUUAUGAGCUAUUUGUGAAGCAAUCUCUCAAUAUGGAGAUGGCUAUUGUUAUGGCAAGGGAUGCUGGAAUGGACUGGAUUAUUCAUCUUGAUACUGAUGAGUUACUACACCCAGCUGGUGCCAAGGAGUAUUCUUUGAGGCAGUUGCUGCUUGAUGUGCCUGGGAAUGUGGAUAUGGUUAUUUUUUCGAACUAUGAGAGCAGUGUUGAACGAGAUGAUAUUAAGGAACCUUUUACCGAGGUAUCCAUGUUCAAGAAGAAUUACGAUCAGCUGUUUCAUUUUGGUAUGGAUAAGUUCCUAUCAGCCAAUAUUUUCUUAUCAGGUUUAUGUUUUGUCAAUGGCUGA